GAAAAGGUGGAAAGGGAAGGAUGCAGCCUUAGCCAAGCCCAGUGAGCUAUUGGUGCCCCUCACUGCCUUAAUUUUCCUGAUGUCCAGAAACCGGAAGUCCUCCUCGCUCGUCUUUUCAAGUACUAAAGUCCGGAAGGUGUCGGAAAAUGCUCUGCCAAGCAGCCUGAAGGCAGUUGAAGAACAACUAAAGAUAUGUGGCCACAAGAGGGAUCUUGACGUUUUGGAGCUGUUCCUUUCUAAAAAGGAACUGACAGAGGUUGUUGAUCUUUCUAGAUUUAAAAAAUUAAGAUAUUUGUGGCUCCAUCAUAAUAAGCUACAUGGGAUAUCAUUUUUAACUCGGAACUAUUGUCUGACCGAGCUGUAUCUGAACAACAAUGCAAUAUUUGAGAUAGAAGGCCUGCAUAAUUUGCCUUCACUGAAUAUUCUCCUGCUGCACCAUAAUGAGCUCACAAACAUCGAUGCUACUAUGAAGGAGCUGAAGGGAAUGCAGAAUCUGCGGAGCCUAAGUCUGUACCAAAACCCUUUAUCCCAAUAUAACCUCUACCGUUUGUAUAUAAUCUACCACCUUCCGGGACUGGAGCUGCUUGAUCGGAAGCAAAUUACUGAGAAAGAGAGAAGAUCCAUGAUUACCAUUUUUAACCAUAAAAAAGCUCAUGUCACUCAAUCAGUAGCGUUUGGAAAACGAGUGGAUGCCUCCUGGAACCCCAAGUUACCAAUAAAGCAAAAGCGGGCCAAAAAUCCUCCCUCAGAUUUUGCAUUUGGGGAUAAUGUUGACAAGACAGUGUUUGAUGACCCAGAAGAUGCUGUGUUUGUAAGAUCCACGAAGAGAUCGCUGAUGACCUUUACCUGCAUGAACUGGAACACCGUUCUAACACGAAGUGAAAAGUAUGACCCGGAGAAAAAAAGCUCGGUCGCCGAGAUGCUCCUGAUUUCCCUGCGGUAACACGCACUUCCGGCAGUCCCGGUGCUGUUGGCUCACAUGUUAGAACACUCCCCUCGAUUUAGCUCUGUAUACAUUUGUUGCUACCUGAAGUUUUAACAUAGAAGAGUCAGUAGUGAAAAGUGUUUCCUACACUAUAAGUUUCAUAAUGUAAAAAUUGUACAUGAGUUCCCCACCUAUAAAAAAUAAAGCCAUUUUUUCCCUCCCAGCCACU
This is a messenger RNA of Mus pahari (shrew mouse), 1154 nucleotides long. It is a transcript of the gene Lrrc72, whose product is annotated as leucine rich repeat containing 72. Lineage: Eukaryota; Metazoa; Chordata; Mammalia; Rodentia; Muridae. Bases 80 to 943 code for a protein of 287 amino acids. The transcript has 9 exons. Gene Ontology annotation, molecular function: protein binding. The record is from RefSeq and is a predicted model, not a curated record.